Spea bombifrons (plains spadefoot toad) is the source of this 1260-nucleotide messenger RNA. It is a transcript of the gene COPE, whose product is annotated as COPI coat complex subunit epsilon. Gene Ontology annotation, biological process: retrograde vesicle-mediated transport, Golgi to endoplasmic reticulum; intra-Golgi vesicle-mediated transport; endoplasmic reticulum to Golgi vesicle-mediated transport. Lineage: Eukaryota; Metazoa; Chordata; Amphibia; Anura; Pelobatidae. The transcript has 10 exons. Gene Ontology annotation, molecular function: structural molecule activity; protein binding. The coding region runs from base 47 to 946 and encodes 299 amino acids. Gene Ontology annotation, cellular component: COPI vesicle coat. The record is from RefSeq and is a predicted model, not a curated record.
GGAAGUGGACUGUCCAGACCGGGUGACGUGUCCGGUAUAGACAGAGAUGGCCGCUCAGGGGGAAGUGGACGAGUUGUUUGAUGUGAAAAACUCUUUUUAUAUUGGAAGCUACCAGCAGAGUAUAAAUGAGGCUCAAAGAGUGAAGCCAUCAAGUCCAGAGAAGGAGGUGGAAAGGGAUGUAUUCCUGUUCAGAGCAUAUAUCGCACAGAAAAAAUACGGCGUUGUCCUGGAUGAAAUCCGCCCCAAUGCCAACUCAGAGUUGCAGGCUGUCCGAAUGUUUGCAGACUAUCUCUCCAGUGAAAGUCGCAGGGAUGCCAUCGUUUCUGAGCUGGACAAAAAAAUGGCUAAGAGUGUCGAUGUUACCAACACAACCUUCCUGCUCAUGGCAGCUUCAAUCUACUUUCAUGAUGGUAACACUGAUGCUGCUCUGCGAGCACUCCAUCAGGGAGACAGCUUAGAGUGCAUGGCCACAAAAAUCCAAAUACUGCUGAAACUUGAUAGACUUGAUUUGGCCAGGAAGGAAUUGAAGAAGAUGGUGGAUGUGGAUGAAGAUGCAACAUUAACGCAGCUGGCAACAGCCUGGGUCAACAUUGCUAUUGGUGGAGACAAACUUCAAGAUGCUUUCUACAUAUUCCAAGAGAUGUCUGACAAGUACUCUUCCACGCUGCUGCUGCUGAAUGGGCAGGCGACAUGUUAUAUGGGUCAGGGAAAGUGGGAGGAUGCAGAAGGAGUCCUGCAGGAAGCAUUGGACAAGGACAGCAGCCACCCAGAAACAUUAAUUAACUUCAUCGUCCUUACUCAGCACAUUGGUAAACCUCCAGAGGUCACCAAUCGCUAUUUGUCUCAGCUCAAGGACGGACACAGAAAUCAUCCUUUUAUAAAGGAAUUUCACGCAAAGGAGAAUGAAUUUGACCGGCUUGUCCUGCAGUAUGCCCCAAGCGUUUGAAGUUAACCAACAUUUUGUAUAUAACCUCUUGUCACUGUUUUCUGUUAUACAAAGUCUGUAUAUUGCAGAUUCAAAAGUUUCCUAUAAAUAUCUUUGAUUGCAAAAUAUGACAUCAAGCAGUGGAGUAGCAAAGCUAACUCCUAUCUGGCAUGGGGUUUGUAACUGUUAUAUUCUGCACUGACUCAGCUUUGAACAUUGGAGUCUGAGAUUAGUAGAUCUGUAAAGUGGGAGCAAUACAGGUAGUCCCCUGUCAAAAUGGUUCUGUUGGUUUUCUCUGUCAACAUUCCCUAUAAACGUAUUUUUAUUUCUCCGUC